Solanum verrucosum is the source of this 1097-nucleotide messenger RNA. Its product is annotated as mediator of RNA polymerase II transcription subunit 7a-like. The transcript has 5 exons. Gene Ontology annotation, cellular component: core mediator complex; mediator complex. Gene Ontology annotation, molecular function: transcription coregulator activity. Bases 255 to 761 code for a protein of 168 amino acids. The record is from RefSeq and is a predicted model, not a curated record. Gene Ontology annotation, biological process: regulation of transcription by RNA polymerase II. Lineage: Eukaryota; Viridiplantae; Streptophyta; Magnoliopsida; Solanales; Solanaceae.
UACUGCAGCUGAUAUAAGCCCAAAAUUGUUGCUUAUGUUUGGACCAAACUACAAAUUGGUUUAAGGUGCUCCCGUCGACAAUACACUAUUGCAGAGCGAGCGCAGAGGUCUGAUAUUUCUUGUCCAAGUGUUAACUCAACGCCGAGAGAAGUCACCUUUUUUGGUUUAAAAAACCUCGAAACUGCCCUUUGGCUCAUCUUUAUGUAACUAUUAUUGGGACAGAGAAGAUAAGAACAUUGUUUUUGUGAAAUCAGAUGUCGACAGCGACAUACCCACCACCUCCUCCGUUUUACAGGCUGUACAAGGACUAUCUUCAAGACCCCAAGUCUGCUCCGGAACCUCCCCCUCCAAUUGAGGGCACCUAUGUCCUCUUUGGUAGCAACUACACUACUGAUGAUGUACUCCCAAACUUGGAAGAGCAGGGCGUGCGUCAAUUAUACCCAAAAGGGCCUAAUGUUGAUUUCAAGAAAGAACUAAGAGCACUUAACAGAGAAUUGCAGCUACAUAUAUUGGAGCUUGCUGAUGUUCUUGUAGAGCGCCCUUCACAAUAUGCCAGGAGAGUGGAAGAGAUAUCUCUGAUAUUCAAGAACUUGCACCACCUUCUCAAUUCUCUGCGUCCUCACCAGGCUCGAGCCACACUUAUCCAUAUUCUAGAACUUCAGAUACAACGACGUAAACAAGCAAUAGAGGAUAUCAAGCGGAGAAGGGAAGAAGCUCAGAAGCUUCUAAAGGAGGCACUUGGUACCCUUGAGGGACAGUAGCAUGCUGUUUAAACUUUACACACAGCUGGCAAGAGUAAACUUGACGAGUUUCUUGACAAUUAGAGUGUCCAGAAUGCUUUGAAAUUACAGUAUAGAAAUCAUUCAGUCCUAAUGUGAAAUUUUCUUUAUACAGUGACAAUGCUUUUAUGUGGCCAGUGAUAUGUCACAAUCCAGUGCCAAAAAUUUGACGCUUCAGUCAUUGAGGCAAUACACAUGUGUUUAUGUAUGGUUCGAUUAAGGGUGUGUAAAAAGAUUUAGGUGAUCCAUCAAACAUGUAACUAUUCUGAUAUUAUUUUUAUUUCUUAAAAAGUAGUCUCAUCACUACUAUUGAACAUG